Messenger RNA from Fusarium pseudograminearum CS3096, 3666 nucleotides. RefSeq lists its product as uncharacterized. Lineage: Eukaryota; Fungi; Ascomycota; Sordariomycetes; Hypocreales; Nectriaceae. The record is from RefSeq and is a predicted model, not a curated record. Bases 1 to 3666 code for a protein of 1221 amino acids. The transcript has a single exon.
AUGCCCCGCGCUGCAUCUGACAUUAUUCAAGAUCUUCGCCAACAAAACAGUGCAAAAAAGCGAAAGCAUGCCAUUCCAGAGUUUGUCAAAGCCUUGCGUCGUGAUAGCUUCCAGACGACAUGGGAAGCUGUUGGAGCAGCGUCAGGGCUUGCCGGCUUGAUGCGACUUUUAAGCAUACGCGACUUGCGACAGUUGUGCAAACGUUUAGGGAUGACAGCUUCAGCCCGAAAGGCGCGACCACAGAGGCGUGCAGGUCUUGGUGAACUGGUUAUCAUACUAUUCGAAGGGCAUCAAGACACCAGGCCUUUGAACCGUUACUAUCAGGACAUCGUUCCUGCUUGUGACCUCACUAUCAUACAGAGGUUCGAGCAGCCAUGGACCCCAUCCCAGCAGAGUUAUCUGCUAGCAGGCCAAAGAGAACACAACGAGAUCAUGUUCCUUGACGAGAUAUCGUCCGAGGACAUGUUACUUUCUCAACGCCAAUCCCUCUUCCGCGGCAAUAUCCCCUUUACGGAGAAGAUAUUGGCAACAAUCCUCACGAGCACUUUUUGCCCUCCGGAUUUGAUCGAUGAACUGGUCAUGCCAUCCCUCAAGCGUCUCCUCAAGAGCAGGUAUGACGACACGACACGAGACCAGUACCUUGACCUCGUCCUCCAAGUUAUCCGAAAACAUGACAAGAUUGCCGGGCAGCUUUCUCUCGAAAACGGUGGCCUUGUUCAGUACAUUGUUGAUCGAUGGUGCAACGCGCCAAGUGAGCGCAAGCAGAAACUGAGAUUAUUUUUGGAGCAAGCAAUCGAGUUGCUUCCGUCUACACCAAAGUCACGAGCAAAAGACUUCCAGCGUAUCCAGCAGGCGAUUUGUUCCACCAGACUAAGCUUCGAAGGGAGAUACGAGUUCUUUCGCCUGCUCCUCUUACACAUGAAAGAUUACCAAAUAGAUAUCGAGAGCAACUCAGAGAAGGAUCUGUAUCGUCUAAAACAAUUCCUCCAGUGGCCAUCUUUGCUUUUCUUCUCGAUGAGCUACCCAAUGUCUCUUCGCCUCUUUGAGAAGUUGGACAAAUUGUUCCCGCAGAAAGACUUUUUGGAUCCAGCAGCACGAAAGGGAACAAUCUUGAAUCAUUCUAUCAAACACAGUCCUUGCGGCGACGUGGAGGUGGUGAAAGCCUUGCUGAUCCGGAAAUCAAAGACGCAACGUGAUUAUCCAGACGUCACUGAUCUAGUCAUGGAGAGGAGGACAAAGGCGCAGCAAUCGCGGGAAGCUGUAGAGCGAGCAUAUUGGGCGAUAAGUGCGGUACACCUCUGCGUAGCAGCAGGGGAUUUGUCGACCUUGAAGGAAACUGUCGUGUGGUCGCGACGUUUUGUCAAGGAUUCCGCUGUUAGCUAUCGUCUCUUCAGUGGCGACGUCCUCAAGACGCAAGAAAUAGAGGAGCUUCUGGGUGCUAUGCCAGACGGGAACGUUGACUCGCCCGAGGCUGCUGCGGCUUUCACUUCAUCUCUGAGGAAGAGUGACAUUGACCUUGCAAACGAUAUUCUCAUUGAGCUGGUCCAUACGGCUACCAUGGCUGCCGGCGAGCCAGGAUUCCAGGCUAAUCAGUGGGCCUGGUUGUUUAUACUCGUCAAAUCCACGACAGAUAGGCGUUCCAGAAGACUUGAUAUUUUUUUCAAGAGUCUCUCAAAGUACACUGAUGGCGAGAGCUGCGAGAAGGAUUGGUUAGAGGCUGUAUGGAAGCCUACGAUUGAUGCUUUGAUACAAAUCGAGACUACCCUCCACGACUCACUCUACAAUACUCUGGUGCCUGUCUUGUACAGAGAUUACAUCAAAGGCAUAUAUCUCUACCAGCGCCUUGCAAACACUUCUAUUUCACCUCAUCUCCUUGCAGAGCUAACGCGCUUCCUCAUCGACCAGAUGAGAGCGCGGCUGGGGUCUGCGGGUUUGAAAGCACAAAUUCACAACGUUGUUUCUGCAAUUGAUCGCCUGGCGAACAGUGAGCCACAGCUUGCAUGUCCUUUUAUAAGCGACUUGAUCUUGGACGAUGACUUUAAGGAAGCCUCAUCUUGGCAUCGUCAGCUCAUGAGUCACAAGUUUUUAUCGGUUCUCCCUGCAAAAAAGGCAGAAGAGUUCCUCCGUACUAUGGCCAAUACCAUAACAGAAAGGAUGAGGGAGCAGAACCACAACUUUGAUUCGAAAGAAGCAAGAAGUGUGAAGGAAUCAGAUGGCUCCAUGGAGAGGAAAACUGUCAAAGUUACAACAGUCAAAAUGCUUGCCCAGAUCUUGCAACAUAAAAUCUUUAUCGAUCCUUCUUUGUCCUGCGAGAUUCUUAUCGGUCUUCUUUCUGAGGCACGGCAUAUCGACAUUCGUGUCGCUAUUACAGCCAGCCUCUUUGAUACAAUGGAGGAGCCAGAUUGCCCUCCCAGCAUACGGGAUCAGAUACUUUCUGCCCUCGAAGAUUUUGUUGUGCCAGUAGCGUCGAGACUUGACGAAAGACGUGACCUUGCCGAGUCUGACUGGACUGCGGUAGAGGAUAGUAUGAGUCUCCCCGUUGUUGGGGAGGACUGUCCUCUACUGGAUCUGUUGCUUGAGAAAACUCGGCUAUCAAAGCUGGAGGGUGCUGACAAGUUACGGCUUGCUCGACUUGUCAUGGCUACGUUGAAGAUGUCAGCUUUGUUGAACGAACGCUUCCUUCAUUUGUUCAUGGCAAGAAACAAUUUUUCUCUAGAGGAAGCAUUGCCUGGAAUGCCCGUUCACCUAGAAGCGCUUUCCGAGGCUUUUAUUCAUCUGAUGCCGUACAUUCCAUCCGUCGUCUUCCGAAUGGCAGAAGCAGCUGCAUUCACCCACAUCGAGCCAUCACCCGGGAUCAAAGCCAUCAGCAAGGCCAUUCAGGAAGAUCGCGAAUUAGUCAACUCAAACGCAGGCAAACACUGGCUUUCACAGUUCGCAAGGGACAGCCUGGAUCGCAACAUUAUUCAUGUACCGCGAUUAAUACAGCAAAAUUCGGAACAACUCGAUUCUAAAUUGGUCACCGACGGAGUCAACCGAGCAUCGCUUCUGCAAUUUAUACACGGUUGUAUAGAAAGGAUGAUGAGAGUGGAGAAGACAGGAGACAUUGUAUCUCUUGUAAGGAGGCUUUGUAGCGACCGGCUGAAGAGUCGAGAGUGGCAUAAAAAUUGCUUACCUGUCAUUGAGACAAUCAUUCGGAAGAUAAAGGAAGCUCAACCACAGUGCUUGUUUCUCAUAAAUUUGCACACUUUGCCACUCCCUCUACCUGAUGCAACAGAUGGAGAAGACCAGGCUUUCGUUGAGAAGCUCCACGGUGCUAUCCAAGGUCUCGCAGGCCGUCAGGGUUACCCAUAUCAUCCCGAUUUAGAGACACUCAAGCAGGAGAUCAACUACUGGCCUCUGCAUCAAUCGUAUGGACGAUUCGCACUCAAAUUAGCAGCAGUCCAGGACUACGAUUUUAAAUCGAUGGAGCAGCCAAGUCUUGCGGAUUAUCUAGGGUGGGAGAUUGUCGCGCACCUCCUCACGAAGGCGAGCGGUCCUCAAAGGGCAGCGAGGGAUGUCAAACGUUUGUUAGAGGAGUGGAAGACAUCUAAAGACAAGAUGAUCAAUGUAAUGGGUAUGGAUUUGUCAAGGGCAAUUCAACACAGAGAUUGGCUAGCUACGAACUAG